Messenger RNA from Cuscuta epithymum, 1522 nucleotides. The record is from the annotation of a GenBank genome assembly. Lineage: Eukaryota; Viridiplantae; Streptophyta; Magnoliopsida; Solanales; Convolvulaceae.
UGCAGUUAUGCUUGGCACAUUAAUUUCUUUUCAAAGAGCCACACAAAGACCAACAGUGGAAAUCACACAGGGGUUGUUUGGAUUCCAGCGUUUUCUCCGCCACACACGGCUAAUCGCAGUGUUUCCUUUGUAAAAAAAUUGGCGUUUUGCUCCACACGCCAAUAUCCAAACAACCCCGUAGUGUAAGAUGAAAAAACUAAACAAAAAAUUGAAUACGCUGUGAUUUGUUAAUUUUUUUUCGAAAAUGUAUACUCUGUGAUUUUAUAUAAAAAUAUUAUGUUUCAGUGAAAUCUCAACAACAAUCAAGGGGUUAUAUCUUUUUAACUUUGGCUCAAGAUCCUGAGUAUCAUUUGGCACAGAUUGCCGAUGCCGUUGUUGUUGCUAAACACCUUGGAGCUACACUUGUCCUUCCAAACAUAAAAGGAAAUGAACCAGGGAAGAAAAGGAAGUUUGGUGAUAUCUAUGAUGUGAAGAAGUUUGUUGAAAGCCUGGAUAAGAAAGUGCCUCUAGUUAUGGAUCAUCAAGCAACAGAAAUAUCCAACCAAAAGGUUAACAAAGUGAAGGUUCCUAACAUGGUUUCCAAAGAGUUCAUCAGCUCAAAAGUUGAGCCAGUAUUCAAGAGCACGCCAAAUAUAAGGAUUGCCACUUACUUCCCAGCAUCAAUGGAACAAACAAGAAAACUAAAUCCAUAUGCAUGCCUGGCUGUGUUUGACACCCUCAAGUUGAGGCCGGAAUUGCAAGAAUCUAUAGACACAAUGGUAUUAACACUAAGAAGUCUCAGUUCCCAUUCACAAGGCCGAUUUGUCGCGGUUGAUUAUAGGGUGGAGAGCCUACCCGAAGGCGGUAGUAAGUGUCCUGACAGUGAAACAUCAACCCAAAACUGCAUUGAUGCCAAUGAUAUAGUUAUGCAUUUACAAAAGAUCGGUUUUCCCAGAGAAACAACCAUUUAUUUGACACUAAAUGGGUGGGAUUCAAGCCUUGAACAUUUCCGAAAAGCCUUUCCCAACACUUACACCAAGGAUGUAAUCAUCCCUUCGAACGACAAGUCAAAGUUCUUGGAUCCUGAACAUCCUGAACUCAGACAGAUUGUGGACAUAUAUAUAUCUUCAAUGGCAGAUGUUUAUGUACCCACAUCAUCAAACAUGUUUAAUGACAACAUUGUGGCAAGGAGAAUCGCAGCUGGAAAGACCCGAGUUCUUGUGCCAGGCAAGGGAUCAUCGGAUUCUGCAGAUGACUAUGUUCCUGCCUACAUAUCCAUGAAAAGGCAUUGGGCAUAUUCAUGCUUUUGUUGAUCAAAUCAAUUAAGUCAAAAUAAUGGAUGUUUGAUAAGGUGAUGAAUAAUAAGGACAGAAUGUCCAAGUAAGUUAAGUAACUAUCUAUCCAUCUACCGCCUUGUAAGUUUUUUUUUUUGAGGGAUACCGCCUUGUAAGUUGAUAACAGUUAUAAGGGUCAAGUCUUAAAUCUUGUGAAAUGUUCAUAUGCACCUAAGUUUGAUCUUUUUCAACAUAUGUGUUGUUCAGAA